AUGCAAUUGCACAACAGCGUCACCUCGAGUCAAGCAGCACGAUCAGACGCCACUUCUACUCCAAAAUCAAUAGUGGACGUUAAGGCGUCGACUGCAGCCCUAAGCACAAUUGCUAACCAAAGUGAAAAUUCCGCUAUUCUGUCAAACGAGGUUGUUCCCGAUUGGCAGGAUAAGGGUGUACUUAAACUCCUCAACAAAUCUGCUCCAAUUGACCUGGGCGGCAAGUAUCAGGGUGAGGUGCUUUCACAUCUUCUCGCCUCCGGUGCCAUGCUACCAAAAGCGUUUGAGCCUAGCUUGGAAGAGAGGCCAACUCAAUUAUCUUCGAGACAACCAGUAGCUUCUCUUUCGGAUACAACAAAGCUCCCCGCCAAUCUGAACAGACCCUCCAAUCACAGCGCAGUUUCAGCUAAUCUGAAUUACCAAGGGUAG
Molecule: messenger RNA, 429 nt
Organism: Protopolystoma xenopodis
Lineage: Eukaryota; Metazoa; Platyhelminthes; Monogenea; Polystomatidea; Polystomatidae
Source: the annotation of a GenBank genome assembly